Messenger RNA from Cajanus cajan (pigeon pea), 1330 nucleotides. RefSeq names its product F-box/kelch-repeat protein At3g23880. The record is from RefSeq and is a predicted model, not a curated record. Lineage: Eukaryota; Viridiplantae; Streptophyta; Magnoliopsida; Fabales; Fabaceae. Gene Ontology annotation, molecular function: protein binding.
GAGAGAAUGUGAAGCACAUAGCAAUCGGGCCAAUUCGUAUAGGCUCUUAUAAGUCUCCUUGGAGAAUCAAAUUUGUGUCUUCACUAAAAUCAAAUGUCUACUACUCUUGUAUUUUCUGAGGAAGUUGUAGCGGAAAUUUUGUCAUGGAUUCCGGUAAAAGCACUAAUGCGAUUUAGGUGUGUUUCUAAGCCUUGGAAUUCCCUCAUUUUUACUCCUACAUUUAUUAAACUGCACUUUCAAAGAUCUCCCAAAAACACUCGCGUCUUAAUAGAUGCCAAUACUUUUGUGUCAUCAUGCUCUUUACCUGACUUGUUUGAGGACCCAUCAUCUGUUAUUCAUCAUAGUUGUCAGUUAGUAGAAUCUUCUCAUUCAGUCUUAAUGGUUUGCAAAGGGUUGGUUUGUAUGCUCACUUUGAAUUAUAAAUAUCGUAAAUUUCAUGAAUUUUGGGCCCGAUUUUGGAACCCAGCCACUAGGCUCAUGUCUGAAGAAACGACACGCUACCAAAUUUAUGAAAACUUCGAUUGUUUCGAUUUGCGUUAUCGAAGGUUUGGAUUUGGGUAUGAUGAUCGAAGGGACUCUUUCGACAUGGUGUUACUCAUUUUGGCUUGUAAUUAUCAAGAAACAGAGGUGACAGUUUUUUCCGUGGGUGACAAUUGUUGGAAACUGAUGUUUAGUUUCUUUGAAUAUGAUUGUCCCAUAGGGGGAGAUGAACCUAUCGGAGAGUUUGUGAGUGGCACUAUUAACUGGUUGGUAACUGUUCCUCCGUGGAGUUCCCAUCAUCACAGGAAAACUGAUGAUGAUACUAUGAAUCAGAUAAAAAUUUUUUCUUUUGAUAUGAAGAAUGAGACAUACAAAUAUAUGCCGAUGCCCAUUCCUAUUGAUUCUGAGCCUAAUCUUGGGGUUCUUAAGGAUUGUUUGUGUUUUUAUCAUGAUUACAUGAAAACCCAUUUUGUUGUUUGGCUAAUGAGGGAAUUUGGAGUUGAUAAAUCUUGGACUCAGUUGCUGAAUAUAAAUUAUGAACACCUUCAAAUUUAUGGACCUUAUCAUAAAGAAACUUUGUGCAUGCCUUUGUGCAUGUCUGAAGAUGAGGAUGUCAUGUUGCUAAAAAACUGUGUAGAUCACAAUUUGGUGGUCUAUAAUAAAAGAGAUAAUGGAAUACGCCUUGAAGAAGAUGUCAAAUUACGAUCCUGCGCUGCUUACGUUCCAAGUUUAUUUUUGCCAUAUUGAAAUUAAGUUCUCUCGAUCUGUGCUUUGCUUUGCUUAUACGAAUUUAUGUUAAAUUAUGUAAGUGAUUUGUAAACCUUUCCAUUUUAUUGGCUAUUGUUAUUUG